AUGUACGGCAAAGGCAAGAGUAACAGCAGCGCCGUCCCGUCCGACAGCCAGGCCCGGGAGAAGUUAGCACUCUAUGUAUAUGAAUAUCUGCUCCAUGUAGGAGCUCAGAAAUCAGCCCAAACAUUUUUAUCAGAGAUAAGAUGGGAAAAAAACAUCACAUUGGGGGAACCACCAGGAUUCUUACAUUCUUGGUGGUGUGUAUUUUGGGAUCUCUACUGUGCAGCUCCAGAGAGACGGGAAACGUGUGAACACUCAAGUGAAGCAAAAGCCUUCCAUGAUUAUAGUGCUGCAGCAGCUCCCAGUCCAGUGCUAGGAAACAUUCCCCCAGGAGAUGGCAUGCCAGUAGGUCCUGUGCCACCAGGGUUCUUUCAGCCUUUUAUGUCACCUCGGUACCCUGGAGGUCCCAGGCCCCCACUGAGGAUACCUAAUCAGGCACUUGGAGGUGUCCCAGGAAGUCAGCCAUUACUGCCCAGUGGAAUGGACCCAACACGACAACAAGGACAUCCAAAUAUGGGUGGGCCAAUGCAGAGAAUGACUCCUCCAAGAGGAAUGGUGCCCUUAGGACCACAGUCUGACCCUUGGUUAUCAUUACAGAACUAUGGAGGUGCAAUGAGACCCCCACUGAAUGCUUUAGGUGGCCCUGGAAUGCCUGGAAUGAACAUGGGUCCAGGUGGUGGUAGACCUUGGCCAAACCCAACAAAUGCCAAUUCAAUACCAUACUCCUCAGCAUCUCCUGGGAAUUAUGUCGGUCCUCCAGGAGGUGGAGGGCCACCAGGAACACCCAUCAUGCCUAGUCCAGCAGAUUCAACCAACUCUGGAGACAACAUGUACACUUUAAUGAAUGCAGUACCUCCUGGGCCUAACAGACCUAAUUUUCCAAUGGGCCCUGGGUCUGAUGGUCCCAUGGGUGGAUUAGGAGGAAUGGAGUCCCAUCACAUGAAUGGCUCUUUAGGCUCAGGAGAUAUGGACAGUAUUUCCAAGAAUUCUCCCAAUAAUAUGAGCCUGAGUAAUCAACCAGGCACUCCAAGAGAUGAUGGUGAAAUGGGGGGAAAUUUCUUAAACCCGUUUCAGAGUGAAAGUUACUCCCCUAGCAUGACCAUGAGUGUGUGAUCCAUUACCAAGUCUCCUCAUGAAAACCACCGUGAGUCAGCCCUUCAUAGAACUACCACGGAAGAAAAUUACUCAUCAGUGUACAGUUAAACAAAGGAGUCUCAGUCACACCAAACCAACCUUUUUAGUCCCUGCUCUCUCCUCAGUUGUGAAGAAAGCGGGUCCAAAUGUGAUUCAAACUCUACAAAGUGGCACAUUAGACUUGCCCUAAACUGAACUGCAAAUAUUAUCUGUGUAUGUAUAUGUGUGGGAAAGAGAAUGUAUCGUAUAUGUAGAUGCUAUAUGGACAUAUACGUAUACAUGCAUUGACCCACAGGACAUUGUAAAAUAUUAUCACAUGACAUCUUAAGUAGAAAUAAGUAGGGACUUUUAUUCCAUCCUUUUUUUCACGUUUACAUUUUAAUUAUUAAAAGUUGCUCCUGCCCCUCCCUGAACUAUUUUGUGCUGUGUAUAUCACUGCUUUAUAUAAGUUAUUUUUUAAGGUGAACUCAGAUGUUAUGGUUUUGUAAAUGUCUGCAAUCAUGGAUAGGAAUAAAAUCGCUUAUUUGAGAGCUUUCAUUAAAUUGUGUCUGAUGCAAGUUAUCCUGUGAAUCCCGAAGUGUACUAAGUGGAAAAGGUGUGUCCUUGUCAACUCAAACAUGUCCUUGGCUUCCUUCAGUGCAAAGUAUCUUUGUACUUUUUAUUUAAAGAAAACACUUCAACAAAAGCAUAACUGGGGCUUCACACCAUAUAUUUCUGCAAUAAUUGCUUUAAGUGGAGUUCUUUCUUGAUUUGUUUAUUGUAGGUUGUAUAGAAAGCAUUAGUUAACUCAAAUUACCUAGACCAUAGCAAUAAACUGAUGCAGGUUGUCAUAUUUUUAGCAGCACAUUUUCUCUUUAACAUGAUAAAACUCAAAAGUGAUAAGAAAAUCACUUUGAAUUUGUGGCUUGUCACCCAGGUUUACCCAAGGUAAAUUUUUAAUAACGUACCAGUGUGAAAUAGUCUUAUUUUAUUCAGAUUUCCUGUGAACAUUUCCACAAAGACUUGUAAGCAGACACAUUAAAUGAUUAAGACUUUCAGUACAAGACAGAAAAGAGUUAUUAGGACCCCCAAGGGCUUCUGGAAUAUUGCUGUUUUUCCUCACCCAGUGGCUUGUUUGCCAGAGUGGACUGAACCGGUUCCUGGCCUUUCUGAUAUCCCUCCUCCCUGGCAGCAGUCUUUACUCCAUUGCACUGACCUUGGAUCAGAAGGCUAGUAUUUUGAGUCCGGUCAUCUGUAGUAACUGAUUCAUCUGUCCAUUGACUCCAGCAAGCUCAGUCUAUAUUGUAUGUCUGACAGUUCAAAAGGCAGUAAGGAAAUAUUUUUUUAUUAUUUCCCUUAUAAAAAACACCUUACUGUUUAACACUUCCCAGACCUUUUGAGUUAGUUUUAAUCAUCCAAACACGAAAAUCAUAAAAGUACGAAGAGUUUUAAUUGUAGACUCUAAAGGUAGCUGUGAUCCUUCUGUUACAAUUGUGAGACAAAUAACCACUAGUCAAAAGCAACCACAGAUCUAAACCCUAGAGACUGAAAAGGCACUGUUUAAUCCCAUGUGAGAGGACUCUUCUCUUUCCUUUAGGAUGCUAGCCUCUAAGUGAAUUUUUUUAGUAUAUCUGCUAGCUCUUGGUUCAGAACAAUUUAUUUCUCUUCAAUCAUAAUGAUUAUUCUUUCUGGAAAUAAAGGUUUCUUUUCACUGUACAUGACAGGAAUACUGGGAAGAACUGCAGGGGAGAAAGAAGCUGAAUUAGAUUUAUGCUGCAGAUCUAGACAAUAAUAAAGUGAGUCACUAAAAUAAAGUUCAUAGCCCACUGCUAGAAGCCUAGGGCUGUACCAGAGAACUGCCAUGUGCUCUCAAGCUACUGAGACCUAUCCCUCAGAGUUCAACCCCAAAGGUCUUUACCUCAAGCCAAGGUAACUUGAAGGUGGCACUGUGUACCUUCACCUGAAUUAUCAAGAAUAAUUGUAACUUUCACUUUUUAUGGUCAUUGUACAAAAAUUAACUCUUUUCAUUAAGCUUAAUCUUAUAAUGCAGAAAGUUUUAAAUAUUUUGUUGACUCUUUUCUCCAUCAUUACCUAUCUUGAGUUUCUUUCAUUCACCUUCUGAGAAGGCGCUGUUUAUUAUCACAAAGAAAUCAUGAUCCUCAUUUUAUUUGCCCUUAUUUUGGGGUAGUUCUAGAAUAUAAAUGGCAUUAUGGGCCACUUCUAACCUGUUUAGUUAAAAAAAAUAAGUACAGUGGUUUUUUUUUUCUUAUUUUCAAGAUGCAGCAAUCAAUUUACAUAAAUUUUCUUUCUUGGAGCCCAGAUUAAAAAUACCUAGUUCCAAUUUUAAAAUUCCUGAAGUACUUAAAAAUUAUUUUUUAAGAUAAAGCAGUGUCCAAGAAUGUCAAAAUAUGAGAAUGCUUAAUUUUUAGAUCCAAAUAAUCUUCUCGUGUACCUAAAGGAAAAUAGUAUCUGAACAUUAAUUUUUGUUUAUAUAUUAGUUAUUUAACCUUACUGUUUUUCUGAUAAGAACACUUAACCCCUUUCUCCUGCAUUCAUCAGUAUCUGUGCAUUCGUGCUGUCUGGAUGCAUAGGCUGCCUGUCCUUAGGGUUAUUUUUACACAUUUCACCUCAUACUAAUGAUGUCAGCAAUGCUUGCCAACAUUGAACAUGAAAUGCACGUGUGAAUGUGAGAAUUAGUAGUAGGUAAAAAACAUUAAUUCUUGUUACUCUGCUUUGUAUUGUGCCUAACUCACUGAAGUUGAAAAUAUAUAUCAUUCUGAGUUGUGUAUGAUUCUUAGCCAGCUGUCUUUCUUACAGCAACGUUGCCCAUCUGAACAAAGGCUGAGGGGUGCACUGGUCUGGCAGUAGUACCACAAAUGUGAUGGGCGAAUCAACAGUCCUUGAAAAAUCCUGUUACAGUUUGCGCUCAGUUGCUGGUGAACAAGAAUUUUACAGUUAAAAAUCCGAAGUUAACAUUUCCCUAUUACCAAAAGACUAACAAAUCAAUUCUGUGUCCCCCCCCUCCCAUUGUGGAAAGUGUGAAAGCAUCCCAUUCUCUUCAGGAAUAAAAUAGAGAAAAUUUCUCCCAUUUCUAUUGUUAUGCUUCUCUAAGAUAUCUGAGCUCCACUGCACUUCAGAGAGUCAUUCAAUUAAAUUCUCUUCAGUUUUAAAGGCAGCAGGUGAAAAUCAGUAAGUUCAGUUUGAGGUAUGAGUAAGGCCCACAGCCCAUCUAUACCUUUUUUUCAUAUCACUCCGGGAGUGCAGAUCAGCACUUGGAACUGUUCUUCAGCAGGCAGAGUUUUGCAGUUCGCAAUGCUCUGAAGCUUAUUGGCUUCUUCCCUGGCCUUCUCCAAGCCUGCCUCCCAUCCCUGCAUCCUCCAGAAGAUAAAAUGCAGGCUGAACAUCUUUCCCUUCUCAGCCCUUACAGUUUUCUCCUCCACAUGGUAUAUAGUACUAAUGGUAGUUUCCCAGGGGAAAUAAUUUCAGUUUAAUUUCUUGAUCAUUACUAUUCAUUGUAAACAGUACCACAAAUCAUAGCUACUUGACAUUGAAAUGCUCCCUUGAUGCUGUUUCUUUUUUCAUGAUUUGUGUGCUGUUGUUUUCUUUCCUUGAAAACUACUAGUUGAAACAGGAAGUCCAUUAAUACAGACCUGAAGUGGGAGAAGAUCACUGUGGGGAGACAGUUGUCACAUAUUUUGCCAAAAGUAGAUGAGUUUUAUUUGUAUUUUUCCUUCCUAGUGGACUAAAUUUUGUUUGUCGUGAGAAGCACAGGCCUGUGUUUGCUUAAAGCAAUGGUACCUAAUUUUAAGCAUUUCUAACAGUCUCCCUCAAUCUGGGAAACAUGCCUUGAGAAAUACUGGAAUAGUCAAAGAGUUGUGAACCACUAUUAAUACCACUUUGAUUUUGCAUACUAAAUGUGUGUGUACCUGUGCAUAUGUGUUAGGGAUGAUAACAAAAAAUUCCCCUCAAAGCAAAUGAACCAACAAACAACACAAAUACCACUCCUACUAUGAUGCAUGCUAUUUUAUAGCAGUAGUAAUAACUAUUAAGCAUAAUUCUUUCACUGAUUUUCAUUUCAAUGGUAAAAUCACAGAUAAAAGUCAUUUGGGAUGGAGAGAGUAAUACAACAUGAGCAAGAGGGGUCUCCUGGACCCAGACUAGUGUGUCAACAUUGUACUUUGCCAGGAACCACGCAGUAAUUAUACUGAUGCACACAUUUGUUUGUAAGAAGUUGGAUUGACAUUAUUAAUUUAUUUCACCAAAAGCAUUAACUUUACCCAUGAACUGUAAUUCAUUUGGAAAGGAUGACCUACAGGUGGAAAACACACCUGAGACCUCUAAUUACUUCCCUAAACUGUAUUAUAAAGAGAAAUAUUCAGCUGAAUAAGUCUCCCAAGGAGAAUUUCCUCUGUUAAGUUUCCUUUGUUAACUUAGCAUAAUUAGUUUUCUUGAAUGGAAGAAUAAUUUCUGUAAGAACUUUAAAUGUGAAUAUUUUUGCUGUCUACAUCUUUUAAACUGAAAUACAGUACUAUGUAUAAUGUUGCAAAAUUUAAACUGGGACUAGGUGUUUUCAUGCAUACAGCUGUCGUGUAUCUUCUCUGUAGACGUUUUGGAUAUUAUCAGGAUAAAUGAUUCAUUUUGAUUAUCCCCAUCAUUGGAUUGUUAUGGCCUGCUUCUAAAUACUUUGCAUUUCAUUUCAAAAACAAGAUAGGAUGUUAAAAUGACAAAGGUAAGUAUUAAUCUUUCCAGAAAAAAAAAGAUAUGAAUAAGUUGUUCCCAAUUAGUGUUAUAACCCACUUGGGGAUACGUGAGCUCAGUGCAUGAGUGUGAGACUUGGAUCCCUCACAGCAUUCUCUAACUCCAUGCAAAAUGUUGUAGACUAAAUUUAUAUCACAUCUUGGUAAAAUUGCUCAUUUAAAUAUAAUAAUCCAUCUAUUUGCUAGAAAACAACAAUUCAGAUAAUCUGACCAGUUUACAUAAUUUGAGAAAAAAAAUCUAAAUUUUGCGAUACCUUGGAGAUUUUCUUAAUAUAAUGUACUGAUGGAAAUUUGUGUAUGGAUUUGUAUCAGAUCAGUUUUCAAAAUGUUCUACUUUCCUUGCAUUAAGGCAAUUAAAAACUUAAGAACUAUAUGUUAGGAUGAAUAAAUUAAAGAACAUGUUAUUGUUUCAAACAUGAAAAUGGGGAAGUCUUUAUAAAUAGAAUUCUUGAUUCAUGUUAGCCAUAAGGUUAUGGAAUUGUUUAUCUUAACUGUGAUUUUAAGAAUUUAAGAUGUUUUCUUACUAUGUGUGUUAAAUUGUUACCUACAAUAUCUUCCUGGGAAAAUAGAAUUAUUUGUAAGGUUUUUAUAAAUGCACAAUUUAUGUAUAAAUAUUAUUGAAAUCUGGGGUUACUCUUAGCAAUCUACUAUUCUUAAUUCAGCAGUGGCCACCAGAUAGCGGACACAUUUGUAAACUUAGCAUCUGUGUGUAUAUGUGUGUGUGCACAUGCACAUUGUUACAUUUAUUCUCAAGUGAAUUUAUCACUUAAUGUUUUUGUAAAGUACUUGAGCUGUUUGUGUAAUGGGAAAAGUUGCCAUAAAGAUGUAUAUAAAUGCCCCUUAAUUUGGCACGUCUUCACAUUUAAUUUAUAAAAAUACAUCUUUUCAUGUA
Molecule: messenger RNA, 6759 nt
Organism: Nannospalax galili (Upper Galilee mountains blind mole rat)
Lineage: Eukaryota; Metazoa; Chordata; Mammalia; Rodentia; Spalacidae
Gene: Ssbp2
Product: single stranded DNA binding protein 2
Exons: 17
Coding region: 1-1110 (369 amino acids)
Biological process (GO): positive regulation of transcription by RNA polymerase II
Cellular component (GO): nucleus
Molecular function (GO): protein binding; single-stranded DNA binding
Source: RefSeq, a predicted model, not a curated record